AUGCCUUCCGACACACCUGAGCAGCAGCCGCCUCAUCCCGACGAGGACCUCGACGUUCUCGCCGCCGACGACGCCGCCGAGGAAAUCGAAGAAGUCGACCAUGACAACGACAUGGCCAUGGACUCGGGCGACGAGGACGAGGAGCUCACCCUCGUCAACGACGCCAUUGCCUAUUUCGACGAGCCGCAGGACUCGCUCUUCACCAUUGCGCAGCACCCCGUCCACCCGUCCCUCGUCGCCCUCGGCGGCUCCGCGGGCGCGCACGACGACGCCCCCGGCGCCGGCUGGGUCGUCGACACCUCGGCCGCGCAGAGCCGGCCCGUCCUCCCCGCGAGCUUCGCCUCGGACCCGUCCGCCGCCGCCGCCGCCGACCGCCCGCCGCCCACGGCCCUCGCCAGCCUCUACGCGCUCGAGGGCCACACCGACUCCAUCAACUCGCUCUGCUGGACGCUGCCCGCUGGCGAGGUGCUCGUCAGCGGCGGCCUCGACGGCCGCCUGCGCGCGUGGAGGGCCGACGCCAAGCCGUCUUCUGGUCUCACCAUGACGCCGCUCGGCGAGACGCAAGAGGUCGAAGAGGUCAACUGGCUCGCCGCCUGCCCGUCGCCCGCGCACCCCAACACGGUCGCGCUCGGCGCCAACGACGGCUCCGUCUGGGUCUACACCAUCGAUCCGUCCGACGCCAGCAACGCGCUGCAGAUUGUGCAGUCGUACUUUUUGCACACGGCCGCCUGCACCGCCGGCACAUGGACGCCCGACGGGCGCCUGCUGGCGACCGUCUCCGAGGACGGCACCCUCUACGUCUGGGACGUCUGGGGCGAGGCCGCCGCGCGCGGCAGCGUCGACAGCAACGGCCAGACGGCCGUGGCCAUGUCCCCCGAGGACCAGCGCUUCGAGGUCGAGGGCGGUCUCUACUCGGUCGCCAUCGACCCCAAGGCCACCUUUGUCGCCGUUGGCGGCGCUGGUGGUGCCAUCAAGAUUGUCUCCCUCCCGCGUCUCGGCGGUGCCCCCACGACACAGCAGGGUAAGAAGAGCGGCGGCGGCGGCGGCGGCGCAGAUGCCACGACAGGCGGCCAGAUCCUCGCCUCGCUACACACACAGUCCGACGGCGUCGAGACGCUCGCCGUGACGCUCGCGCAGACGACGCCCGCCACGGUGCUGCUGGCCGCGGGCUCCGUCGACGGCUCCAUCUGCGUGUACGACGCGACGCGGCGCUUCGCCGUGCGCCGCCAUAUUGUCGGCGCCCACGAGGAGCAUUCCGUCGUCAAGGUCGAGUUUGUGAAAAACUCGUGGACCCUCACCUCGUGCGGCAUGGACGGCGUCGUCCGCCGCUGGGACCUGCGCGGGAGCGCCGUCGGCGUCGGCGCCCAGGCCACGGGCGGCCCGGCCGCGCCCCACGACGGCGGCCUCAUCAAGGAGUGGAAGGGCCACCGCGGCGACGGCGAGGGCGGCGGCGUCCUGGGCUUCGUGCAGGGCGAGACGGGCGAGAGGGUCGUUACGGCGGGCGAUGACGGCGUCUCCUUGGUCUUUGAGGCGUAA
This is a messenger RNA of Akanthomyces muscarius, 1536 nucleotides long. RefSeq lists its product as uncharacterized. Bases 1 to 1536 code for a protein of 511 amino acids. Lineage: Eukaryota; Fungi; Ascomycota; Sordariomycetes; Hypocreales; Cordycipitaceae. The record is from RefSeq and is a predicted model, not a curated record. Gene Ontology annotation, molecular function: protein binding. The transcript has a single exon.